GGAAGUACCCGUCUGAGGCGAUGGCCGCCCCCUGAGCUGCAUCCGGAGCCGAAGCCGGACCGGAGUGGGAGCGCCGCGGGGUCCGAGCCAGAGCCUCCUGUCCGGCCUGUCCGGCCGCGUCCUGCUCCGGGAGGAUGAAGACGGUGCUGAUGGUGGCCGAGAAGCCGUCCCUGGCUCAGUCCAUCGCCAAGAUCCUGUCCCGAGGGAACAUGUCCUCGCGCAAGGGCCUGAAUGGAGCCUGCUCGGUCCACGAGUACACGGGAUCCUUUAGCGGGCAGCCUGUCCGCUUCAAGAUGACAUCCGUCUGCGGCCACGUCAUGACCUUGGAUUUCACUGGGAAGUAUAACCACUGGGACAGAGUGGACCCGGCGGAGCUCUUUAGCAAAGCCCCCACUGAGAAGAAGGAGGCCAAUCCAAAGCUGAACAUGGUCAAGUUCCUCCAGGUGGAAGGGAGAGGCUGCGACUACAUUGUGCUCUGGCUGGACUGUGAUAAAGAAGGGGAGAAUAUCUGCUUUGAGGUCCUUGACGCCGUCCUGCCGGUCAUGAACAAGCCUCGGGGCACUGAGAAGACGGUGUUCAGAGCACGCUUCAGCUCCAUCACGGACACAGACAUCUGCAAUGCCAUGGGCCGCCUGGGCGAACCUGACCACAACGAGGCCUUGUCCGUGGAUGCUCGGCAGGAGCUCGACCUCCGGAUCGGCUGCGCUUUCACCAGGUUUCAGACCAAAUAUUUCCAGGGGAAGUAUGGCAAUUUGGACAGCUCGCUCAUCUCAUUUGGGCCGUGUCAGACGCCCACCCUGGGCUUCUGUGUGGAGAGACACGACAAGAUUCAGUCGUUCAAGCCAGAGCUGUACUGGGUGCUCCAGGCCAAGAUUAGCCCUGACAAGGACAGUUCGGUCCUUUUGGACUGGGACCGCGUGAGAGUGUUUGACCGGGAGAUUGCGCAGAUGUUCCUGAACGUCACCAGGAUGGAGAAGGAAGCCAAGGUAGAAGGGACGAGCCGGAAGGAGAAGGCCAAGCAGAGGCCCCUGGCCCUGAACACGGUGGAGAUGCUGCGAGUGGCCAGCUCUUCUCUGGGAAUGGGGCCCCAGCAUGCAAUGCAGAUAGCAGAGAGACUUUAUACCCAGGGCUACAUCAGUUACCCUCGGACGGAGACUACCCACUACCCAGAAAACUUUGAUCUGAAGGGGUCUCUGAAGCAACAGGCCAACCACCCUUACUGGGCCCAGACGGUGAAGCAUCUGUUGGCAGACGGCAUCAACCGACCACGGAAGGGCCAUGACGCAGGGGACCACCCCCCAAUCACUCCCAUGAGGUCUGCCACAGAGGCAGAGUUAGGGGGUGAUUCCUGGAGACUCUAUGAAUAUAUCACCAGACACUUCAUCGCCACCGUCAGCUAUGAUUGCAAAUACCUCCAGAACACCAUCUCUUUCCAGAUUGGGCCGGAGCGUUUUACCUGCUCAGGGAAGACGCUCAUAUCCCAAGGCUUCACCGAGAUCAUGCCUUGGCAGAGCAUUCCCCCCGAGGAGAGCCUGCCCAGCUGCCAGAAGGGGGACGCCUUUGUCCUCGGUGAGGUGAAGAUGCUGGAGAAGCAGACGAGUCCUCCCGAUUACCUGACUGAGGCCGAGCUCAUCACGCUGAUGGAGAAGCAUGGGAUCGGCACGGACGCCAGUAUCCCUGUGCACAUCAACAACAUCUGCCAGCGGAAUUACGUUACCGUGGAGAACGGGCGCCGCCUGAGACCCACCAACCUGGGCAUCGUCUUGGUGCAUGGCUACUACAAAAUAGAUGCCGAGCUGGUGCUCCCGACCAUCCGAAGCGCCGUGGAGAAGCAGCUCAGCCUGAUCGCCUUGGGCAAGGCGGACUACCAGCAGGUGCUGGAGCAUACCCUGAACAUCUUCAAGAGGAAGUUCCACUACUUUGUGGACUCCAUUGCAGGCAUGGAUGAAUUGAUGGAAGUGUCUUUCUCGCCACUCGCCGCCACCGGCAAACCUCUGUCCCGAUGUGGGAAGUGCCAUCGUUUCAUGAAGUAUAUCCAGGCCAAGCCCAGCCGGCUGCACUGUUCUCACUGCGACGAGACCUACACCCUUCCCCAGAACGGCACCAUCAAACUCUACAAGGAGCUUCGGUGCCCGCUGGAUGACUUUGAGCUUGUCCUUUGGUCCUCGGGGUCCCGGGGCAAGAGCUACCCUCUGUGCCCGUACUGCUACAACCACCCGCCCUUCAGGGACAUGAAGAAAGGCAUGGGCUGCAACGAGUGCACGCACCCCUCCUGCCAGCACUCGCUCAGCAUGCUGGGCAUCGGCCAGUGCGUGGAGUGUGAGAGCGGCGUGCUGGUGCUGGACCCCACUUCGGGCCCCAAGUGGAAGAUGGCCUGCAACAAGUGCAGCGUGGUGGUCCACUUCUUUGAGAACGCCCACCGAGUGCGCGUCUCGGCGGACACCUGCGAGGCCUGUGAGGCCGCCCUGGUGGACGUCGACUUCAACAAGGCCAAGUCGCCGCUGCCGGGUGAUGAGACCCAGCACACGGGCUGUGUCUUCUGCGACCCGGUCUUCCAGGAGCUGGUGGAGCUGAAGCACGCGGCCCCGUGCCACCCCAUGCACCGCAGCGGGCCGGGGAAGAGGCAGGGCCGAGGGCGGGCCAGGGGCCGGCGCCCCACAGGGAGACUCAACCCCCGGCGGCCCAAGGACAAGAUGGCAGCCCUAGCCGCCUACUUUGUAUGAGGCCACGGAUGCCUCGUAAAGCCUGGGGAGCCCCGCGGCCAUUAAAGCUUUGUUUCAGCGUC
Vombatus ursinus (common wombat) is the source of this 2785-nucleotide messenger RNA. RefSeq names its product DNA topoisomerase III beta (gene TOP3B). Bases 135 to 2723 code for a protein of 862 amino acids. The transcript is spliced from 18 exons. Gene Ontology annotation, cellular component: nucleus. The record is from RefSeq and is a predicted model, not a curated record. Gene Ontology annotation, biological process: DNA topological change. Gene Ontology annotation, molecular function: DNA binding; DNA topoisomerase type I (single strand cut, ATP-independent) activity. NCBI's taxonomy places the organism in Eukaryota, Metazoa, Chordata, Mammalia, Diprotodontia, Vombatidae.